Molecule: messenger RNA, 324 nt
Organism: Linum trigynum
Lineage: Eukaryota; Viridiplantae; Streptophyta; Magnoliopsida; Malpighiales; Linaceae
Source: the annotation of a GenBank genome assembly
AUGAAGAUGGAACCAGGAUCACGAUUGCCUCCUAUCCAGCGGGUGAGUCGUUGUCGUCGCAUUUGGAGCGGUUCGCGCAAGCGGUCGGGGGGAGGUGGAAUCCAGGUCUGGCAGUGCGGCUCCCAUUGUGUUGGCGUCGAUGGUGCUGAAGGAGAAGAAAGAGGGAUGCAGCAGCGGCGGUGGCUCUUGUCCCUUUCGCAAACCAUCGAAGGAGAUGCCAACGGCAAGAUCGAUCAAAGAAGAGGCGUCAUCGACCUUCCACGGGAGGGUUGUUCGCCACCGAGGAAGGAGUUAUCGACGAGGGAAAUGACGGGAGCUGGGUAA